Molecule: messenger RNA, 4472 nt
Organism: Acinonyx jubatus (cheetah)
Lineage: Eukaryota; Metazoa; Chordata; Mammalia; Carnivora; Felidae
Gene: MYLIP
Product: myosin regulatory light chain interacting protein
Exons: 7
Coding region: 180-1517 (445 amino acids)
Biological process (GO): ubiquitin-dependent protein catabolic process
Cellular component (GO): cytoskeleton
Molecular function (GO): cytoskeletal protein binding; ubiquitin-protein transferase activity
Source: RefSeq, a predicted model, not a curated record
GGCGGGCUGGCGAGGGGGUGGCGGGGAGGGCGCGGGGGGCGCGGAGCACGGGUCUGCGGCGCUGCAGCCUCCCGAGGGCCAGCCUCGCCGAGCCCGGGGCUGGGUCUGAGCGGUGGCGAGGCGGCAGCCCCGCGCACACCAAAGAGGAGGCGGCUGUGGCGGCAGCGGCGGCCCCAGCCAUGCUGUGCUAUGUGACGAGGCCGGACGCGGUGCUGAUGGAGGUGGAGGUGGAGGCGAAAGCCAACGGCGAGGACUGCCUCAACCAGGUGUGCAGGCGGUUGGGAAUUAUAGAAGUUGAUUAUUUUGGACUGCAGUUUACGGGUAGCAAAGGUGAAAGUUUAUGGCUAAAUCUGAGAAAUCGGAUCUCCCAGCAGAUGGAUGGGCUAGCCCCUUACCGGCUCAAACUGAGAGUCAAGUUCUUCGUGGAACCUCAUCUCAUCUUACAGGAGCAGACUAGGCAUAUCUUUUUCUUGCAUAUCAAGGAGACCCUCCUGGCCGGCCACCUCCAGUGUUCCCCGGAGCAGGCAGUGGAACUCAGCGCCCUCCUGGCCCAAACCAAGUUCGGAGACUAUAAUCAGAACACUGCCAAGUACAGCUACGAGGAGCUCUGUGCAAAGGAACUCUCCAGUGCCACCUUGAACAGCAUUGUGUCAAAGCAUAAGGAGCUGGAGGGGACCAGCCAGGCUUCUGCCGAAUACCAGGUGUUGCAAAUCGUGUCCACGAUGGAAAACUAUGGCAUAGAGUGGCAUUCCGUGAGGGACAGUGAAGGGCAGAAACUCCUCAUCGGGGUUGGACCUGAAGGAAUCUCCAUUUGCAAAGACGACUUUUGCCCAAUUAAUAGGAUUGCUUACCCGGUGGUCCAGAUGGCCACCCAGUCGGGGAAGAACGUGUACUUGACCGUCACCAAGGAGUCCGGAAACAGCGUCGUGCUCUUGUUCAAGAUGAUCAGCACCAGGGCCGCCAGCGGGCUCUACCGAGCGAUAACGGAGACGCACGCUUUCUACAGGUGCGACACGGUGACCAGCGCCGUCAUGAUGCAGUACAGCCGAGACCUGAAGGGCCACUUGGCGUCUCUGUUUCUGAAUGAGAAUAUCAACCUCGGCAAGAAGUACGUCUUCGAUAUCAAAAGAACGUCUAAGGAGGUGUACGACCACGCCAGGAGAGCCCUGUACAACGCCGGCAUCGUGGACCUCGUUUCGAGAAGCGACCCCAGCCCUCCGAACUCCCCGCUCAAGUCCUCGGACAGCGGCCUGAACUGCACCAGCUGUGAGGGCCUCAGCUGCCAGCAGACCAGGGCGCUCCAGGAGAAGCUGCGGAAGCUGAAGGAGGCCAUGCUGUGCAUGGUGUGCUGCGAGGAGGAGAUCAACUCCGCCUUCUGCCCCUGCGGCCACACUGUGUGCUGUGAGGGCUGCGCCGCCCAGCUGCAGUCCUGUCCGGUCUGCAGGUCGCGGGUGGAACACGUGCAACACGUCUACCUACCGACCCACACCAGUCUCCUCAACCUCACCGUGAUCUGACGUGUCGUGCACUUAACUGGACAAGCCACGUUUCUGUGAACUGCACUAUUACUUAAACUAAAAAACGAUCGUGGAGAAAAUAAGUACUCUGACACCCAUCUGCCAUGCGGUGUUUAAAAAAGAAAAAAAAAAAAAGGAAGACUCAAAAGAAUAUUCCUCCCCAUCAAAACAAACCGUGCGUAGAAUCCGCACCUGCAGUGGUGGGGACCAGGAAGGGUUCUGGGACACAGACAUGUUCCUUGGGCUCAUUCUUCUUAUGAUCAAGUAAAGGAAUAAGUCAAAUCUUUGAUGUCAGUUAAGUGGCAGCAUAGCCAAAAAGUUGGGUACCCUUUAGGAAAGGAUAUUGUUAAGUCUCCUUAAUGUAUCCCAAGGUAAGUUUCCUACUCGCAGCAAAUUUUGUAAGAAUUCGUUUUAAGAAUUUACUUGGUUCUUUUUGUACGGUCAUGGAGCUCUGAACAUUUUAAUAGGAAAUUUUUCUUAAGGAAACCGUCAUUUUAAUGUCAUUUCUGUUUUUAUAACUUGGUCGAGAAUGAUUGGAAGGCAAACAGGCGCAAAGAUCAAUUCUGCAACUUGUAAGAGGUUGAUCACCAGGUUGCCCGAUGUAAACCGGUCUGGCUGGUAGAAAACCCGUCACUCAGUGUGCACGGCUUCCUCUUCCCUCCCCGUCUCCUCACCCCCACGUCUUGCGAUUUAUAAGACGCUACCGGUCUGGUAAGAAGAUUUCUGUGGAGCAGUCCUCACUCCUUGGGCUCUUGAGUUGGUGGAGUAGAUUAUUUAAGUUGAAGAGGGAACCCACGUUCCUCGGAAAGCCAAGUGUUGCUCGCGGAGAUGAAGCUUCCCGGUGUACAAACUGGGGGGUUCUCCACUUCUCCCCAAAACUCCAGCUUCAUCCGGUGGGGUCGCUUUUGCUUGAGCCAUCGAGCCUUUACAGCCUUAUCAUAGGUAUCUUAGAGAUUGUAUGCUUUUUGUUUCUGUUUUUUUUUUUUUUUUUUUUUGUAAGUGCUUACGUAUUAACGUUCAGUUGUCCCCUCCCUACGUCUCAGAGGGGUUUGGAGCUUCUUCGUUUCUUUGUUCUGAAUCAAGUUAUCCACUCCCACUUGGGCAUUUUGGACGCUGGUCAGCUUGUGGGUUUUCUAGGACGUCGGGACACCUAGAUGACCUUAUUGGGUGCAAUACUAGCUAAGUUAAAGCUAGGAACCUACACUGUCACUUUACUGAGAUUUCCGAGUAUACUUUUCAUAUUGCCUUAAUGUAGCAGUAAUGUGUUUAUGCAUUUGUUUCUUUGCACAGACAUUUUGUCAAAUAUUAAAACUCUACUUUUUUAUGGCACAUAUUAGCAUAUAAGCCUUUAUUCCAAGAGGUAUUUAUUUUUUCACUUGUAAAAAAAAAUAAUGUUUCCACAUAAAGAACUCUGUUAUAUCCUCAAGGACUUCUGUCUUUUGUAUUCAGGAUAAUAAAGACUUUAAAGCAAACAUGGCUGUUGGAGUCAUCACAGUUUUUGUCAUUGAAGCCAGUUGUGUUCACUAAAAAAAAAAGCAUUGGUGACAUCACGCUUGGUAUCUAUUGUGGUCAUAUAUGGAAAACUUGAAAACGUUGGGGGUAUUGGCUCUAAUCGAGAACAUUCAUCCACUUAUUCACUCCUCUGCUUUCUGGUCUAGGGUUGAAAUGUAGGCGAAAACGGAAUAAUCUAUGUAAGCAGAUGCAAAGUAAAAAUUGGGGAUGGGACCAGAAGGUGUUGGAGGAGAGGAAUGGCAGAAGUGGAAGGUAACAAUUUAAUUUUUUAAUGUUUAUUUUGGAGAGAGAGCACGAGUGGGGGCAGAGAGCGAGGGAGACACAGAACCCGAAGCAGGCUCCAGGCUCCGAGCUCUCAGCACAGAGCCCGAGGCAGGGCUCAAACCCAAGAACUGUGAGAUUAUGACCUGAGCCAAAGUCAGACGAUUAACCGACUGAGCCACCCAGGCGCCCCUGGAAGGUAACGAUUUAGACCCAGAUGAUGCAGCUAGUUAGUUGCCUGGACAGAUGAGUACCUGUCGGGGUCUGAACAGUAACGGUCUCAGGGGACAGACUCUGGGAAUAUACUUUGUGGGAUGCCUCGCUGCUGCUGCUGGGAUCUGCUGUAAGUAUGCCCAGGUGUGCUCAUUUGUGCUGCUGGGUGUCGUCUAGAACGCGGCACGUUAUAUAUGUAACUGAUGAUUAGCUGUAGCAGUUGAAGGAUGUGAUUUCAACUGCAACAGAAGUUCAGUCUGGCACAAGUACGAUCAUUUCCAGAAAAGAACCUUUUAAAAAUUGAGAGAUGGGCAUGCAUUUUCUACGAUUCCUGUACCUGAUUCAGUCUUCCGUCGAUUUCUAGCAAUCCUUCGUUCACUGAGUACGUAAGUUAUUCUUGCAUGCUGGAAAUUUAACGAGGAUCAAGACGUGAUUCAUCUGUCACUACUUCACAUAGGUUAAAUACUCAAAAUCAUAAGACUAUGAGGAGGAGCUGUGGCAGGGUCAAGGCGCUGGAGUAGCUAGAAGGGGGCAUAAAACGUGGCAGUCAAUAGGAGGUCCAGGGUUCUGGGAAAGAGUGGGUCUAUUUUGAGAAGUGAGGAGAUGCUACAAGUUCCCAGACCAUAGUGAGCCGUGGACACGUGUGAGACAAGCAUGUGGACCUUAUAGGUGGAGGCCAACGCACGUUGGGUGGCGAGUGAAAUAACAGGAUGGUGCUGGAGGAGGAGGCUGGGUCAGAGAAGCAUUGUGGUCUUGUAUUUUCAGUGGGAGGGCAUGGGUAGGCAUAGAGGAGACGGCCAUGGAGAGGCUGAGUUAAACAAUAUGGCAGAAGGGCGUCGCUGUGGCUCAGUUGGUGGAGCGUCCACCUCUUGAUUUCGGUUCAGGUCACAAUCUCACAGUCGUGGGAUCGAGUCUCACGUUGGGCUCUGCACUGAGCGUGAAGCCUGCUUAAGAUUCUCUCUCUCUCUC